Messenger RNA from Strongylus vulgaris, 689 nucleotides. NCBI's taxonomy places the organism in Eukaryota, Metazoa, Nematoda, Chromadorea, Rhabditida, Strongylidae. The record is from the annotation of a GenBank genome assembly.
AUGUACUAUGAUCCAAGUCUUCUCGUAAACGUAAUUCUAUUCGACAGAAUUAAUCGGAAGCAAGUGGAAAGAAAGAUAACGUCAGAUGCUUUCUUCACUUUCCAUCAUGCCAACACUUUUGAAAAAGACGGUUUUAUUGUAGUGGACUAUUGCAAAUUUGACAAUCCAGGAAAUUUCGAUGAUUUGAUUUUGGAUCACAUGCGAAAUGGUUCGCUUUGGUCUAAGAACAGCAAGAUUGUCCCUUAUCUUCAUAGAAUGAUCAUUCCUAUGAAAGUAAGAGAGGGUAGUAAAGCCGGAGAGGAUUUGCUGUCUUCUUGCAAGUUUGCCAAUGGAUGCAAAGCAAUCCUUAAAGAAGAUGGCAGUAUCCAUUGCACAGAUGUAAAGAUGUGCGAUUACUCAUUCGAGUUCCCACGUUACUGUUACGAUCUGAACAUGAAGGAGUAUCGUUACGUCUAUGGUGCCAACCUUGGAUUUGAUUCAGAAGCAAAAAUAGGAGUUGUGAAGGCGGAUUUGAAGGACGGAAGCAGCAAGGUGUGGUACAAAGAUGCUGUCGAUCAAAUGUGUGCUGAGCCAAUAUUUGUAAAUAAGCCUAAUUAUUCGAAAGAGGACGAAGGUAUAUUUAGAAUAUUAAAAAACUGCAAAUUAGAUUUAAUGGGCAAGGUUUUUCAGCUUUAUGUGCAACUAUGAAU